AUCGCUGUGCGGAGUUUUAACUCCUGCUAUCACGAUUGUCGUAAUUUGAGUUUUGAGAAUUUCUUUUGAAGGACUCGAUGUAGAAUAAGAUAGAGAGAAAUGUCCCUGUCUCUUAGCAGUGCCUGAGAGUAUUUUUCAGGGAAUAUGGAUACGAGUACAUUAUAUCGUUUCUGACUGACCAAGGGGAGUAACUCUCGCCGGCUGUCAUGCUCGUUUUAGUUUUAUGUGAUAUAUGUGAUGACGAGAUCUCUUUGAGUUUGAGAGCUAGGAGGCCGAUUUGCUAAACCAGUCAUGAAGGCCAUCAUCCAGAGAGUAAUGAAAGCAAGCGUGACAGUUGGUGAUGAAGUGGUUGGAUCCAUAGGAAGAGGCCUUUGUGUGCUGGUCGGAAUCUCGAGAUACGACACCCAGAAGGAGAUGGAAUACAUAGUUCGAAAGGUUCUGAACUUGCGUCUGUUUGAUGAUGACAGUGGAAAGCGCUGGGCCAAGAAUGUAAUGGACAAACAGUUUGAGGUGCUUUGUGUAAGCCAGUUCACCCUGUGUGUGACCCUGAAGGGGAACAAGCCGGACUUCCACGAGGCAAUGGGCCCCGACCUGUCCCAGCAGAUGUACCAAGAGUUCCUCAGGCAGCUGGGAGCUGCAUAUUCCCCCAACAAGAUACAAGAUGGUAAAUUUGGUGCCUACAUGCAGGUGAAUCUACAGAAUGAUGGCCCGGUGACCAUACCACUGGAGUGUGUUCCAGCAGGACCAAACGAUGUGAAGAAAGCUGACAAGCAAGCAUCGAAGCAGUCACCCAGCAAGGUCAACUCUGAUGAAGCUGCCGACUCCUCCCCAUGUGAAUCUCAGAGUUCCACAGCAGCAUCCGGACUCACGUGAUCUCCUCACUGUACUAGUUGUCUUGUUUGUACAUAAACAUUUUAUACAUG
Molecule: messenger RNA, 923 nt
Organism: Haliotis rubra (blacklip abalone)
Lineage: Eukaryota; Metazoa; Mollusca; Gastropoda; Lepetellida; Haliotidae
Product: D-aminoacyl-tRNA deacylase-like
Exons: 6
Coding region: 292-873 (193 amino acids)
Biological process (GO): tRNA metabolic process
Cellular component (GO): cytoplasm
Molecular function (GO): D-tyrosyl-tRNA(Tyr) deacylase activity
Source: RefSeq, a predicted model, not a curated record